Racocetra persica is the source of this 353-nucleotide messenger RNA. NCBI's taxonomy places the organism in Eukaryota, Fungi, Glomeromycota, Glomeromycetes, Diversisporales, Gigasporaceae. The record is from the annotation of a GenBank genome assembly.
AUUUAAAACUUGAAGAUUCUUUAGCAGUUUGUUUAGUAGAUCAAUAUCCUACUAGAACUCUAAUGGGUAUCACUGCAGAAAAUUUGCCUAAAAAAAUAAUAUUACUCGUAAACAAGCUGAUGACUGAUGCUGCUAGGUGUUUUUCCGAUGAGAUAACACUAGUUGAAGUCAAAACAAAAAAAGGCUCUGCAUUAUUUUCUAGAGAUGAGCAUCCACGUCUACAAACAACUAUCCAAACAUUAUUUAAACUAUCUUCCGUAUUUGUUAAAGAUACUGGUAUAAUAAUGGCGGGUAAUGCAUCGGAUAUUAGUGAUGCUGCAGAGGCAAUUAUUGUAGCUAGUGAAGAUGUGUAA